UGGUGCGUCUGCUGCUGGCUGACUGCACUCUGGCCGCUGCGCUCCUGCCUGCAGCUGCGGAAGGGCAUGCCCAAUGUGUGUGAGGAAGAAGUUCUGGAUAUGGUUGGCCUUCCCCAACCAUGUGUCCAGCCCUUUACUCGUACGGUAAAGCUAUGGAAGCAAGGCUGUACUGGACCAAGAUGGUGCGUGGAAUAUAUAAGAAGGACUGGCUACUACAUCGUCUACAGACAGGUAUACAGCAGGCAGCAUCAGACAGUCUACAGGUGCUGUCCUGGCUGGAGUCAGCAUGAAGAUGAGCCUGGCUGUCUGCAUGCCCUCUGUUCAGCAGGUCCUUGCUUCAACGGAGGCCAAUGUCCAGACGGGGAAGCACAGGUGUGCCAGUGUUCUGUGGGGUUUCAGGGAUCUCGAUGCCAAUAUGAUGUGAACGAAUGCGCCAUUGACAAUGGUGGCUGUCAGGAGCAGUGCUGUAAUACACUUGGCAGCUACUACUGCAAAUGCCAAGCUGGCCAGAAACUGAAAGAAGAUGGAAAAGGCUGCAAAGAUGUCGAUGAAUGUGCAGUAGUGAACGGAGGCUGCCAGCAGAGCUGCAUUAACACUGAGGGCUCCUUCUACUGUGAAUGUGAUAUGGGAUACAGACUCCAUGCUGAUGGACGCACCUGCAUAAUGAAGGACCCCUGCUCAGGCGGACGCAAAGGAUGCUCCCAUAUCUGUCGAAACGAGUAUGGCAUUGCCAGGUGUGCAUGCCACCCAGGGUACCAUCUGUCUGCAGACAAAAUGUCAUGCACAGACAUUGAUGAGUGCAUGGAAGGCAGUGCUCAGUGUGCCCACCGCUGUGUGAAUUCCGUGGGAUCUUACACCUGUGCCUGUAACGCUGGCUUUGAACUUGGGGCAGAUGGAAGACAGUGCUACCGGAUUGAAAUGGAAAUUGUCAAUAGCUGUGAGCAGAACAAUGGGGGCUGCUCUCAUCACUGUGAGCACUCAACUGGUGGGCCUCGUUGUUCUUGUAACCAUGGACACCGUCUUGAUGUGGAUGGAAAAACAUGCAAAGAUCUUGAUGAGUGUGAGAGUGGGCAAGCCUGCUGUUCCCAGUUCUGCAUCAACUAUUUGGGAGGUUACGAAUGUGACUGCAAGACAGGAUUUCAGCUCAGUCCUGAUGGUUGUGGGUGUGACGAUGUGGAUGAGUGUCUGGAGGACAGCACUGACUGUGACCAGCUCUGUGUUAAUUCUUUGGGAUCUUAUGAAUGUCUCUGUGAGGAAGGUUACCAAAUUGAUGGUAACAGAAAAACUUGCAUCCCUUUGGAUGAUGACGAAUUAGAGGAGGAAGAAGAGGAAUUAGAAGUUGUGAGGUUCCCAGACCUUCACUUCAGGAAAUCUGCUCAACUGUUUAAUUAUGCUGUUGCCCUAAAUCCCAAUUAUGAAGAUGAAGAUGAACUGGAGGAAAGAGAUAUUAGAGGAGAACUCACAGUUUUACACAAAGUGGUCUGUUUAGAUGACACUUUUGGACCCGAUUGCAGUUUGAGGUGUGAGGACUGUAUGAACAGAGGCAAAUGUAAUGAGGAAAAGAGCCGUUGUCUCUGCCCGGCUGGCUGGAUUGGCAUCCUGUGUAAUGAAACUUGUCCCCCAGGGACAUAUGGACAAGAGUGUAAUGGCAUCUGUAAGUGUCAGAAUGGAGGUUCCUGUGACCCUGUAACAGGCCAGUGUCACUGUCCCCCUGGAGUUCAUGGGAAGACCUGUGAGGAUGGAUGUCCUAAAGGAUUCUUUGGAAAGGAUUGCAAAAAGAAAUGUAUGUGUGCCCACAACAGCUAUUGCCACAGGGUGUAUGGAGUUUGUCUAUGUGAUCCAGGACUCUAUGGUCGGUUUUGCCAUCUGACCUGUCCCAAGGGAGCCUAUGGAGCUGGCUGCUCUUCCGAAUGUCAGUGUAUGGAGGAAAACACCCUGGAAUGCGAUGCCAAAAAUGGUUCAUGCACCUGCAAAUCUGGUUACCAAGGCAACAGAUGCCAGGAAGAAUGCCCAGCGGGGACCUUUGGUCUGAGGUGUGGGUUCAGCUGUCAGUGCAAGAAUGGAGCUGUUUGUGACCCUGUGAGCGGAGCCUGUACCUGCCCAGCUGAGUGGACAGGAACAUUCUGCGAAGAAGGUUGCCAGAUAAACCCUGAGGGUGAAGGUUGCAGUCAAGUCUGUAACUGUCACAAUGGAGCCAGCUGUGAUCCUAGAACUGGGAAAUGCGUCUGUGAAUCUGGAUGGACAGGACCUACUUGCCAGGAAGGGUGCCCAGACGGCACUUAUGGUCCUUACUGCCACAAGAUGUGUAAAUGCAUGAAUGGAGGCCGUUGUGACCCCCUGCUUGGCACCUGCGACUGCCCCCCUGGCUUCACUGGCACAGACUGUGGUCAGGAUUGUCCCCAGGCAAGAUAUGGCCACAAAUGUCAGCUCACCUGUGCCUGCAAAAAUGGUGGGAUUUGUAAUCCUGUAGAUGGAAAUUGUACCUGUGGACUUGGCUGGACAGGCAAUUACUGUGAGCAAGCAUGCCUUCCUGGUGCAUAUGGUCCAAGCUGCCUUUUGAAGUGCUCUUGUCAGAACAACGGAACUUGCAGUAGGUUUACUGGCUUCUGUCAGUGUCCAGAAGGUUACUAUGGGCACAGCUGUGAACAUCAAUGUCCCCCUGGAUUUUAUGGCUCAGACUGUGCUCACCCUUGUGAUUGCAGACAUGGAGCCACGUGUGAUGCUGAGAAUGGCACAUGCAUCUGUCCCCCAGGUUACCAUGGCAGCCAGUGUGAAAAAGGGUGCCCACCUGGAACAUUCGGAGACAGGUGCCAACAGCUUUGUGACUGUGAAGGAGUGGGACCCUGCCAUCCUGUCACUGGGAAGUGCCUUUGUUCCCCUGGAAGAACUGGAGACAGAAUGCAGAUCAGAUCGGUAUGGGCCCAAUUGCUCUCUGCAGUGCCAGUGUUCCCCAGGAUCCCGAUGCAACCCUCAGAAUGGGAACUGUGCAUGCCCCUUGCAGAGGAUGGGACCAACCUGUGAAGAAAGACUCAGAGAAGAUACAGUAACCCAGAGGGAAGGUUCUUCAACUCAUCCCAAGCUGUAAAACAUUCUAUCCCACAAUGGAUGCAGCCUACCAGUCUCUCCCAAUGGAUGAAGAAGAAUGGAACCCAGACUUGGGAAGAUGCCCCUAUCUUGACUUUCUGACCCUACACACACACACACACACACACACACACACACACACACACACACAUCUCCUGUUCUUCCUUCCUGUAGCUCAACCUCUCAAAUUUCUUCUGACAAAGAAUAUAAUUAUGGUUUUCCAAGCUCUCAACGUUGGCAACAUCAACUAAUAAAUGAACUUUUUUAUAUUUACAACCAUAAUUUAAAUUUGGAAAUAGGUUCCUCUACUUAGUCUGAGGAUUGUGCUUCCUUGUUAACAUUUUUCUGACUAUUCUUAUACUCAUCUCUUGGCCUGUCUUUUGUGGGGGAGCUGAGAGUUUAUCCUUCCGAAGAAUAGGACAGAAAGAUGGCAUGAACAUUUGCAAGCAACCAUCCAAAGAUCUAGUGGUAGUUUAACCAUAAUAAGCAAGCAGAAGGGAAAUAGGCCAUGGAUAGAAGGAAUUUUAAAGGUCAUUUGUUCCAAUCAUCUUUUUUGCAGAUGACAAAACUCAGUUCCAGAGAGUUUAAAUGACUUGCUUUAUAGUCACAUAAGCGAUAAGUAGAAGAGUGCUAUAAAUUAAGCAUGAUUUGAGGAGGUCCACUGUUUUCAUCUCUCUCUUCGGGGAAGUUUUUCUUUUAAUUUGAUGAAGGUACUUGCCCCUAGUUCUCUUGCUGACUUUGUGGGGUUUACACUCUCCUGUGAUGCACAGUUAUAUAGGAUGGAUCUAAUAGGCCUCUCAGAUAAGAUGAAUAACUUUAUUAGGCCGGUGUCCAAGAGAUAACAUUGACACUUAAAAUAUCCUUUUGCUUAGUAAAAAUGUUUGGAUAACAUACACUGGUGUUAUAGCCCUCAGUAUAAAACAGUCCCCAAAGUCCUUUUUCUUCUCCAUAGCAUUAUGGAAAAAGAGAAGAAAAGAAAGAAAGAGAA
This is a messenger RNA of Phascolarctos cinereus (koala), 4072 nucleotides long. NCBI's taxonomy places the organism in Eukaryota, Metazoa, Chordata, Mammalia, Diprotodontia, Phascolarctidae. The record is from RefSeq and is a predicted model, not a curated record.